AUGUCUACACGGAAUAGUGAAGUAGAGAUAAAUGGUUGGACGACAUUCGAUGUACCAAAUCAAUUUGAAGAUCUACAAAAGCAACUUGCUACUGGUUCUUAUUAUGUACAAAAUGUUCUUGAUCUUGCUGAUAUUAAUACACGCUUACAAAAUCUUUCACGAAUUCGAGAACCAAAAGAACUGCUUGAUAUGUUUUCAUUAUUCUACAGUAUUGCUAUUCAUUUUGAUAAAGUAUCGAUUACUGGACGUUCACAAGCAGUUGAAAUAUUACUUCGAUUAACGGCAAGUGAAAUGUCUGAAGCUCAACGACGAAUUCAUAUUGGUCUUUCACCUGAUGAUCGACGUUUUCAUUUAAAUAUUGUUAAAAUGCUUUCAUGUUUACUUGCUGAAUAUAUUAUUCGAUUUGAUAAUGAUCAAGCAAAUAAAUCAUCAGAUUUUGAUAUGCCUGCACCAAAAAAAGGUAAAAAAGCUAAAGAAGCAGAAAAUGGUGGAAAACCAAUAUUAACAUCUGAUUCAUUGAGAGAUAAAUGUUUAAAAGGUGUUUGUGAUAUUCUUCGAUCACAUAUUAAAGCAUUAUGGGAUUCAUCAAUAAUUGAUGAACAAUUUGUUAAAUGUGUAACUAAACCAUGUUAUCAUUUAAUACGUCGAACAGAUAUUGCAAAAAAUCCAAUUGUAAAAGAAAAUCUUCCAUUAAUACUUACGAUUAUGAUUAAUAAAUUUGAACAUGCACGAGAAGCUUCUAUUCAAUUUAUUCAAGCAGUUAAACUUUAUGAUAGUAAUUCAAGUUUAUUGAUUACUGUUCUUAAUUCACUUUUAAUUGAUUAUCAAGAUACAUCAUUAGCUAUUGAAUUAUUAAAAGAAAUUUGUGAAACUAAUUUUGUUGCUGCACAAGCUGACAAUGCAUCUGCUAAAACCAUGGCUACAUUUAUUAUUGAUAUGGCUAGACUUGAUCCACAUAUUAUUCGAACACAUAUUGAUCAAAUAACUGAUCUAUUAACAGCUGAAAGUCAUCAUAUUCGUGUUGCUGCUUUAACAGCAUUAUGUUCUGUUAUUGAAAAACUUCUUUCAUCUGAUGAAUUAGAUGAUGGACAAAGAAAAAUGCGUGAUGAUCUUUUACAAAUAUUACGUGAACAUGUAUCUGAUGUAACAGCAUUUGUUCGUCAACAUUGUUUACAAUUAUGGACAUUACUUGUAAUACAAAAAAAAGUUCCUGUUAGACAAUAUAUUCGAGCAUUUGAAUUAGGACUUGAUCGUUUAAGAGAUUCAGCUUGUGCCGUUCGAAAAGAUGCUGUAACACUUGUUAUGCAUAUGGUUCUUAAUAAUCCUUAUUUUGUUGUUGACUCAACUCGAACUCAAUUUGAAGAAAGACAAAAUGAUGCUGAAACAAAAUUAGCUGAACUUCGUCAAGAACUUGACAAAUUAAAUAAAAAUAUAAAAGAAGAUAAAAAAAUAGAAGAAAAAAAAUCUCAAUCGGAUGACGAAGAUAGUGGAGCAGAAGAUAAAAGUUUUGAUGAAGAUAAUGAAAUGAAUGUUGAUAAUAAUGAAAAAAAAGAAACAGAAGAAAAUAAGGAACCAAAUGAAGAUCAAUCUCUUCAAGAAACUUUAAAUCGUGUGAAAAUUGAAGAACAAAUUAUUCGUGUAGAAGAAAUUGUUGCUUUGUUUAAAGAUGGUCUUCAAUUUAUGGAUUUAAUUGAACAAGCAAAUCGACAUGUUGUAAAUUUAUUUAAUUCUCCAACAUUAGCUGAUUGUAAACAAGCAGUCGAUUUUUUUGUUAAUCUUCGUCAUUAUCGUCUUGUUUUGCCAAAUAUUGAACAAAGUUUACGCUUAAUGUUUAGUCUUAUUUGGUCUGUUGAUAAAUCAAUAUGUGAAGCAAUUACACAAGCUUUUGUUAAAAUUUAUUUUGAUGUUGGACCAACAAUUCCUUCAGCCGGCAGAAAAACUGCUCGUGCUGGUGGAGCGAAGAAAGGUAAACAAACAACAAGUCGUAGUAAAGCAAAAGCAGCACAAUCUGAUGAUGAUGACGAUGAUGAUUUAAAAGAAAAUAGUGGUGAUGAUGAUGAUGAAAAUGAUUUUAAACGACCAAUGAGAAAAGAACCAAAAGUACAAACAAUAAGUCGAUCAAAACGUGGUGCGGCCGUAACUGCACGUAAAAAAGCAGCUGUGGUAGCGAGUGAUGAUGAAGAUGAUGAUUAA
This is a messenger RNA of Rotaria sordida, 2193 nucleotides long. Lineage: Eukaryota; Metazoa; Rotifera; Eurotatoria; Philodinida; Philodinidae. The record is from the annotation of a GenBank genome assembly.